Molecule: messenger RNA, 16769 nt
Organism: Pocillopora meandrina
Lineage: Eukaryota; Metazoa; Cnidaria; Anthozoa; Scleractinia; Pocilloporidae
Source: the annotation of a GenBank genome assembly
AAGCUUGUGGUUUCCGCUCUAUUUGUCUUGUUCACCUUUGGUGGGCUGUCGAAGUUAUCGUCGAUUGUGUUUGAUAAUUUUCACCUAUUGUCUGCGUGCAGUGUUCUGUACAGUGUGUACUGUUCGGGACGUAACGAACGUUUGUGUCUUUUUUAUUAAUUUUUCGACGAAAGAGAAAUGCUCUUUUAGUGCAUUACAUAGCAAGACAACAAAACACCCUUGGUGCUCGGCCGGUAAGCAUGCUUACUUUUGUAUGUUUUCCUCUGAGAUGUUUACAUUGAACGGAUUGAUUUAUGGGAACUUGUAAUUACUUGACGACGACUUUCAAUCAAAUAAUGUGGUUAGACUGCAUCAAUUUAUUGUGUCGACAAUGAGUUUGUGGACAAUUUUCGAAUACUCAAGUGACUCUGCCUAAUGUUUACACACAGUAAGCUUCACUAGAAUUAAACGCAAAUAAAGCUCUCGAAUCCAUUUCUUUGAUAUUGGAAUGUCAUAAAUGUUAAGCCAUUGCAAUUUUUGAUCCCGAUUUGUUUUAUCGCUCAAUAACAUUAUAUAAUUCGUGCGUUAUCCUCAGUACGACCAUCUUUAGACUUUCUCUGUGAUCUUCUGCGUUGUUUCGUUAAUGUCGGUGAUACUUGGUGAACACUUAAUCGUUUUCGCUUUUGAAAACACGUCAUAAACCAUGGGCUAUUAGCAGUGACAACAUUUAUACUAUUGAUUGUUAUUUUAUAUUAUCGUAGUAAAAAUUUAACGCGUUUGCUUAUAGUCCUAAGGGUAUGAUGGUAUGUCUUUGAGAACCUUUCAACGCAAUGAGAUCAGUUACAAACCAUGUUAGAAUUUGCUUUUGUUCUCUGGUCAUAAAUUAUCAAGGCAAUGUGCUCGCUUUACGAUGAAUUCCGUUGUGGAAUUGAGCAAUUGAAGUCAGGUUUAUUUGAAAAUUUCAUUUCACCGAUACAAGUACAUGUCGGAACUGUUACGAGUACCUUAUAGUUUUUUUAUAUCUACCGCCAAUUGAAGAUAAAAUCUUCAAAAUUUUAUGCAUGCGUGAAACUUGACCCAAUUGCGGCAAGUCGUUCGAAUGUUAAAUUUAUGCUUUGGUGCUUUGUACGAUAAGAAUAUCCAUGGUGUGAUCGCCAACAAUUUUCCUUCCUUAUUAUCGUUUCGUAUCUUGUAAUGAGGCAAUGUGGUGUUUAGAAAACUUGUAAUCGAUUGUGAUGAUUUAGUGAGUGUACCAUUCAGCAACACAUACUGUAUGAAAAUUAGCACCUUUAACUAUCAAGUGACAUCAUAUUAAAUUGGGCUGUUUAGAUAACGAAGUUUUUGCGCAUAUUGUAACCCAGAUUUGUGGGUCAAAAUUGGUUAAUUUCCUUGUCUCCAGUCUAGUAGUGCUCUGGCAAUAUAUUCUUAAGUACUCUUGAAUGUAAUUGUUUUGAUACCCCGGUCUCUCAAAUCUUUCUUUUUCAGUCAAGCACUGUGAUCCUAUCAGACCUCUUGAUAACUCAAACCAGAUGCUUCAGACUGAAAUCGGGAGAUAUAUAUUAUCUCGUGUAACACUGCAAGUUUAAAGAGAUAAUUUUAAUUCUUUCUUAUUAUGCAAAGUGAGCAUGGAUUCCGUUCAAUGGUUUCUCUGAUCAAACGGAGCAAACCUGUGUGCGUGUUAUGGUGUCUGUUGUGAUACACAUACAACGCUUUCAGCACACCAAUUGGGCGAGGGCACUCCAAUCAUCCCAAACAGUGAGGAAAGUUCAAACUCUGUGUAAAAAGGUGAAAUUGAGUGCAGAAACUUGAAAUUAAAUGUUUGUUAAUUACAUUUAAUCAAAUUAUAUCAGGCAUUAGUUUGAGUAAACAAAUCUUAGUAGUUUUUCAAAAACUUUAAAUUGUACUUAAAUGGCUACUCAUAAAAAUCACAUAGGAAGCAUAACUGUUUGGGUUUCUCAAUCCAGGGUAGAAGUGCAGAGAUACCGGUAUAAAUUUCAAGAAAAAAUAGGGUCCAUCCAAUGAUUUUUGUUCAACUUUGUCCUUGUUUUAUGUUACCAGUAUGUCAAAAAGAAAAAGUGUUUGCUUUUGGAGGACAAUAGUUAAUGACUAAUAUUAAUUUUUGAAAAAUAAAUCAAUUUUGUAGGUGAACAAUAUUCUGAGACUUUGACUCCAUUGGCUGAACUUGUGAUGUACUGAAUGAUUAACAUUGCGUGGCUCUAACGUUCUACGAAUGUUCAAAAAGAGCAAUGCUGGUGAUCAACUUCUCAUUGCUGUCAAGCUCAAUAAAAUAUCAGAAAUCUCACGGCUUGUUGCCCUGGGUGUUGAUGUCAAUUCCAGAAUAGACAAGGUGACAAGAUUUUUUUUUUUUUUUUUGGUAUUUUGAAGUAUGAGGUAAUUGAAGGAGGAGUUUGGAUGGGAUUCAUUCAUGAAGGAUCUUACUGUAAUCUCAUGGUGUCACAUUCCAUUGGGAAACCCUUCAUGUUAAGUCCUUUUAUACGCACAGCCCAAAGGGCUGGAUGCAUAUCAUAGGUGCCACUGAGUCCUUAAAACCCUGAGUCUGUCCAAAAAAAAUUUGACCCCUACCUGUUGUUUAAGACAACAAAGCACAUAUGGAUUGUGGUAUAUCACCUGAUAGUAAAGCCACCUUUCUUAUAUUCAGACAGUGUUGGAUGGCACAUCACCAAGUUCACACCCUUUUCAAGGCUUUUGUUGCAUUAAGACACCCUGAUUCAAGACCCCAAAACCUAUUGUGCAACACAAAACUUCCUAGGCUAAACAAGGAAGUUUUCUUCCUCCCCAACAUCUGGUUAUGUAAUCUGUGUAAGACAUAUGGUUAUUACUUACUGCUCUUGAUUAAGAUUGAUCAACAAUUUCAGUUGUAAAUUUGACACAAAAGACAUUGUUUCAAUUGUCAGAUUUGUGAGCUGGUUUCUUCACUUAACUUACCUUAUGAGACUAUCUAAACUCCUAUUUAAAGGGAAACUGCUAUGAUAAUUUCAUGUGAUUACUGCCUAAUAUGGACAGAAUCAUUGCAGUUUUGGAUAUUAUAUUUUUCUUUAUUUACCAUGUUGUACUUUUUAUGAUUUUUUUUCCAGAAUGGUAAGACUGCUCUCCAUUAUGCUGCUUACAAAGGCCAGGCAGUAGCUGUGAAGGCCCUUGUAGAGGCAGGAGCUGACCUGGAUGUAACAGAUGAGGUAGAGGAAUCUUGAAAUGUAUUUCUUGUUUAUUCAAGAAGCUUUCUUGAGUGGAAAAUUGUACUGUUGUCCACUUGCUCUUGAAAACUUUUGACUUUGCACAAAAAUCUUGAAUACCAUAAAAUUCAACUUGUUUUUGUGCCUUCAUUGAGAAACUCUUUUACAUUGGUUUUGAUGUCUAAAUUUGUAUGUGGUAGAAUGGAAUGACUGCUCUUCAUCGUGCCAUUAUUCAUGGCCAUACAGAUGUUGUCCACAUUUUAUUAAAGGCUGGUUGCUUGAUUGAUCAGAAAGAUGAGGUAAAGUUAGUUUAUGUUUUGUACUGUUCACAGUUCUUGUGUACAAAGAUUUAAGGUUAAGUAUUUCCUUGUUUUUGUUUCUAUAUUCUUGUUGUAUUUUAUUGGUGUAGACUUCAGUCAUACGUUUUAGAGAAACUCUGUUGAUUAAUUCGUUUUGGAGGAUUUCCACAUGAUUAUUUCUUAGAAUGGAAAUACAGCUCUUCAUGAGGCAGCCUGGAAUGGUUAUAGUAAAUGUGUUGAGCUUCUAGUGGCAGGAAAGUGCAACAUAAAUAUUCAUAACCGGGUAAGUCAACAGAGCACAAGAAUAUUACCUCACUUGAGGAUGUUGUUUUCCUUUUAUAAUACCCUGAGAGAUACAAAAUGAUUCAUUUAACUAAACUGAAACCCUGAAAUGUGCAACAAACAAACAACUCUUUUGAGUGACCUUGAACAAACCCAAUCAGGGUCAGUAAUGGCUGGUAAUGAGUGAAUCUAAGAAUAAGAAGUUUCAUUAAAUUUGUAACAUAGAUUUUCAUUCCUUUUCUCUGCUUUCAGACUGGUUAUACCAGUCUACAUCUUGCUGCACAAAACUGUCACUGUAAAACUCUGCAAGUUUUAUUAGAUGGAGGUUGCAAUGCACUUGUAAAGAAUAAUGUAAGUGGUUAUUGUGUUCUUGACAAAUAAUACUUGACUAGUCAUGUUAACAAAAAAGGUUUAUAUAGUGACGAUGGAAUACUAUGCAAAUUCUCUGGGACUUUAUAUCCCUUUAAGACCCUAUGUGAAUUGAAACUUACCUGACCUUUUCAACGAAGAGAAUAAGUGUAAGGACAUGAUUUUAGAGUAUGAAUUAGAUUGUGUGUAAUGAUGGUCCUAUAGUAAAAAGGGCUUCUCCGACUAAAUGGUUGUUCGUCAUUGACACAAAAUCCACCGACUUUUUUCUCUAAGUUUGAAGGAUAGUAUUAAAUAUCUUAUGUUUUGAGCAAACAAUUAUUUGUGAUUUAGGUUUCUUUUUGUUUAAUUAGUUCGCUUUGCUCAUUUUUCCUUUUUAGUAUGGUGACACCCCUCUGCACAUUGCGGUUCGCUAUGGACACGAUGAAGUCUGUAAAGCACUUUUGGCCACUGAGCUCAACAUCUCUGAACAAAAUAAUGUAAAUGAUAAUGUAACCGUCGGUUCUAUAACUGUGUCAUUCAACAUGAGACGAUUAUUCUUUGUUGGUUCGCCUGCACAGAAAGCGCUGACUAGAUGCGAACGGGAAUAUUAAGCACGGGAUUUAAUACGUUUAAUGUUGUUCGGUUUGUUGAUUUAUUUGCUAUCUUUUUCCAAUUUUCCUUCACUAAAACUCGAUAUACCUCGCCAGAGAAAAGGAAAAAAGGCCAACUGACCAUUCUCCUUGUCAACACACGUUAUCUUGCCUUUUUCGCGCUCUAUGUUUCUCCGGCCGACCUCUUGUUCGCCAGCACCCGUUACAUUACGUUAUUAUUUACUGCCAAUACCAUAUGCGUGAAUUCCCCCUGAGAUAGCUAGUUAGAGUACAAUUUUGCUAUAUUUUUGGAGGGGAAUUUCAAUUUGUAGAAUAUUGCAUGCGGUGACAGGAAAUAGAGGAAGAGGACAAUAAGAAAUCAUUCGUUGUAACUGUGAUUCCUUUUUUUAACCAGGAUGGUAACACCCCCCUGCAUAUUGCUGCCAGUAUGGGACACGAAAAACUCAUCGAAAUGUUGCUGAAUGCAGGAAGUUCCACUACUGUCAGAAAUAAUGUAAGCAAUUGGAAAACCUGAUGAUAGUUAGAAAUGGUCUCUUGAGGUAAAAAUCAGAGGAGAAUUGGAGUGGGAGAAGUGACUAAAAGCGAUCUAAUGAGAUUUGAGAGGAGAUGUGUUCGAUGUAAACGAUUUCUUUGAAGAAGAGCGUCGACUGUUCUUCUGAAAUGGCUUGCAAUGCAACCAGAACUGACGAGAUCAAAAUUUUCAGCUGAACACUGGCGACAAAAAACGGAACUGUCAUCGACAAAGUUUUUCACCUCCUGUAAGCCAUUCAGCUACGGCUUACUUUGAACAUUUUUAUUAGUAAUAUCGAUAAAUAAACUCUGUGUCUAGAAUUGGUUCAUCUCAGUUUUAAGAAGUAUUUCCUUGUCGUUACCGCCGAAGAAAGGGGCUCAAGAUGGUUGGUGUUCACAAAUCCUUUACAAUUUAAAUGGGCAAAUUUUAGGUAAUCCGAUUUGAUUCAUUUCAUUUACAGUGAUAGGAUUUGCCAUCGUUAUCUUUUUGUUGUUUAAUUUCUGACUGUCGCUUUUCUGCCAGCACACAUUAAAAGGUGAAAUUUGAAGUAAGGAAGGAAGUUUCGUUUAAGAGAAUAUCGUGGAAGCCUUCCGCAUUUAACAAGAUUUAGUUUCUAACCUUUGCAUUUUGUCGCAACUAGAUGAUAAUCGUUUAGUUGAUUCUUAAUUCACGCUGCUUGUUUGAGGAAGACGUCAGUUCCAAGAAUUUUUCUGGAAACACUAGUCAUUUCCUCAAAUGUCUAUAAGUUUCGUUAUGCCUUUGAAAAUUGUCUUCAUUUGAAAUCAUUCCAGUAGUUAAUAUGACAAUUCACCAUUGUGUGGUACUUACAUUGGAAAUCGGUUAACAUCAAGUGUCCUGUCCGUGUCACGUCGCCCUUAUCUGUAUUCUGACAAGCAACACGAGCACCCUUAGAAUCUUCUGGUUCGUUUCGGGGUCCAACCCUAAGGAGACACGAGUAAAAAUAUAAUUUUUCAAGUUCUCUGUUUAUACUUACUUCAAUUUUCUAAAACUAGGUCUCGACAUAUUACAUGGCUGUAUCAUUUUGCAUACUUCCCCUUAAAUCUAUUCGGAUUUUACCCUCGAGGUCAACUUCACACACCUAUGGCUAUAAUCCAUUUAAUGAGUACACGUUUAUAGUCAAACUUAUCCCAUAGUUAUUUAUGAAUGUAAGCUCACUACGUUUAUGUUUUCCUUCUCCUUAUAAGGUUGGUGAUACUGCUAGGGAGUUAGCCCUUCAAAAUGGAUUCAAAGCAAUUGCCAAGCUAUUAGGUCCAACUAAAGGAGACACACGAAGGGUAAGCAACAUAGUACAAGUGAACAUUUAUCGCGUUAAAAGGGUUUUCAAGUGGGAACAGGGCAUGUUCACUCUAAGACCGCUUGUAGCCACUGUGAAUUAUUUCCUAAAAAAUUUUAUCAAAAUAGAAAACGCAAACAAUAAGGGCGACGUGGUUAUGAGAUUUGAAGGCAACAUUGUGGUACUUUUUCAACGCGUUGAAAUACGCGAUACAUACAAUCUUGAUUACAAUAAAUCUUAUAUGCAUUUUAGAUCUUUGAAGAAUUCGUAGCCGUCUUCUCUGUAAAGUUAGCUGGCUAAACGACUAAUUUUGGAUAAAUGGCAAUCAGUUAACUGUUUGACUCAAUCCAUCAGGGCUCAUUGCGCAAUGUUCUGGCUGAAAAUCCUUUAACUAGUAGUGGACAACACUUCCAUUCUUUGAAUUAUUUGCGUUACAAACAGCGGUGAAUCCGGCGGCUUACCCGAUGCGGAAGUUCUAGCAGUGAUAGUGGUCGAUUAAGCCACAAUUACCGGAUCUCAGAUUUCUAGGAGAUACAGACAAGUAUUGGGCUUGGUUUCUUAGAAAACCAUAGUCUGUCACUAAAUUAGAUAAAAAGGGUUUCCACCCGGGAUUAGUUACCAAUGGAUUGUUCUAUAAUUUUCACCCCUAGAUGUUGAAAAACGACAGGAAAGAGAAGCGAAGACCACAUAGUUUAGAUGUGUCUGAACUCUUCAAUGGUAUGACAAACUCUACAAUUAACACUACUACUUCUCAGCUAUGGAGACCAGGACCAUUGUCUGAGGGCCGAGACGCCGAGGUGAGUCACAAAAGAGAAUUAUUGUCUGAUGUAUUACCCUUCAUUGGAAAGCAAUGUGAUCCUCCUUUUUUUAGUUGCUUUGUUGAAUAUUUUUGUUUUCUUUCAACACUCAGAUAUCUUUUAAAAAUAAGCAAAAUAUCCAGAAUGCAAAACUGGCAACAAUCUACUGAAGGUUAGGGUUAGUCUUUUGAUCAGAUCAGAGACACAGAGGUCGCGUUUUUAAAAAAAUUGACCGUCUCCUUCCUUACAGAGUUUUUUGUCUUGAAGCUGAUUCACACGUGUCACGCAAAUGUAAGGAGUAAGGAGUAAGGAGUAAGGUCGAGUAAAAUUACUACAACGUUGGUUAACGGUCCAAACGCAGAGAGUAAAGUAGUUUUGUAAUAUUCUUGUGCUCUCAUUUUCACUUGCAUUUCUGCAUAAUUGCAGUUCAUUCAUGUUUCUUAAGGAUAAUUGUUUGGCCAACGCCAAUUCAAUCUAUUUAUUAUAAGGACGGGACAGUUUUACCGGAAACUAAAACACUUGUUGAGUCAGUACGACCAGUAUAUCCGGGAUCUGAGUAAGGUAUUCCCGCCUUUCUAAAACUUUGCUGAAUGAACUAGGUUUUUUCGUCGUUUGAAAUGAUUUGUAUUGAUAAGCUUUUCAGUCUUUAUCAUGUAUAUAAAUUUUUCAUAUAAUAAAAAGAAAAUUAGACGUUAGUUCAAAGAUAUGAAUUAUGUGUUCUCGUGGCAAGAGAAAACCUCACUCGUUCCCUGUGCUCACUUGUUAGUUUGUUCUGCUGCUGGAACGAAAAUGUCAUAUCUUCUCGCAACCUUGUAAUAUCCUAUAUUUAUCAUUUGCUUCCUACAGAAAGAAGAACGUAAACAAGACUUUUCAAGUCGAUUUUCUUGGGGCAAGAAGAAAAAAGAGGAGAGAAAAUCCAAAAUUCUCACCAUCAAGUACGACGAGAUGUGUUCCAUUGAACGAGACUUCGUCAAGAAGCGGAAAGCAUCCUUGAAAAAAUCGCGUAAGACUCGUUCAAGGAGUAGCUUAAAAUCACAGGUAUGAGGUCUCUCUAGCCUUUUCCUCGCCAAAGAUUUUUCCUGUCUCCUGUUUUUUUAAAUCUUCUUAAACAAAAGACUUCCAAACUAGAUUUAAAUGUGGUUCAGUUCAAUAAGGCUUGCUGUUUGAAACGAGAGUUUGCAAGCCGCGUCAACGGCGGGAAAAGUCAUGUGACCAAUUCACGAUGGGUUUUUCUUGUUUAACCUGAUUGGUAGAAAAUAAUUUUUGGCAAUGACUGGAAAGUCAGGACACAUUCUAUUACAUUGGUUUUUGGUUUUUUUUUUGGUCAUUUUGUUUUUUCAUUUUUUUCUGUUUUAAAAAUGUUCUCAACUAUUUCGUUGGAUUUUGUAGUAAACUAUUACAAAUUAAUGUUUGUGUUGAUCUGCUGAUUGCAAGUUAAGACAGCAAGAAUCAAAAACUUCGCGGGAAUUAAUUUUUUCCGGUUGAUUUGAUGCACUUUAGGAUAAUAUGAGUAAGUUCCUAGCUUAACUUACGAUUUUGUACGAUAUGGUUGCCGUCCAUAAUAACUGGUUGACAUGGCAUGGAGCUCUUGAAAUAGAAAUCACUUGUAAUGCAAAUCCGGCAAUCAAUCAUAUCUCAGACAAUUCAUGGACAGCACCUUUGAACCUUCUUAAAUGACUUACUUAUUUGAUUGACAUCCUUUUCAUAAAGUACUUCAUUGUUUUAUGAGGUUUGACCUUCACAGCUCUCGUUAUAAUUUAAAUAGGCAAACAGGUGGCAGGCAAUAAAUUAGUGCUGCUUUGACUCUUUUCCAGUAUUUACAAGGAGAAAUUAGCAUUAUUUUUUCUUUCUUUUUCCUUAUCAUUGUAGGAAGAAGCUCGCUCUGACCCAGGCCUUCAUCGCGGACGACGGGAAUCAAAGAGGUUGCAUUCCCGGGGUAAAGAGGAGAAAGCUGAAAGGUUGGUAUAGAGGGGAUACCAUGUAACCUCGAUUUAGUGGGAAUCAGUGGUUUAACUCCUGGAAAAUUAACAAACACUUUCCAAUUCUGAAUUUGUUUUGGUUUGUUUCGUCAAGUUUCCGGCCAAUCAAAAGACCAGCAACUACACGUGCAACUGUGAAUCAUAAAUUUCUCGUUUCCAGGCUCUUAAGUACGAAAAGAACAGCUGCGUUAGCAUUUUUGGUUUCGCCAAAGGACAGAUGUGAAAUAAAGACUGUGGGAAGGAUUUUACAUCUCACUGUAAAAAUCCAUUUCGAAUCAAAUACACGUGGAUUUUCUUGAAUAAAUAAUCAAUUUACUUAACUGUAUUACUGAAAACAGGAAAUUGGAGUUUUACCGCAAACGCCUAAAACAUCUAUUUGGGUUACAGACUAGAUUCUUGAAAGAUACCGCGACUUGCCUGAGGGGUCGGUUUUUUCCGGCUUAUUAUAGAAUGAUCACAGUCUUGUGGAGUAAAAAAAUUAUACGAGGUUCGGAUGAGCGAGGACGAAAAGAAAUAGCGUGACCAGCGAAGACGAAACUUUCAUUUUUAUUUCCAAGACGUCAACAAUUGAAUGAACUGUUUGCUCUAAAAUUUACAAGGGAUUAAGUCUUCAGAGAAUCGUGGCUUCCGUUGAUGGUUGAAUGAUUAUACUGCUUCCGAUUUUAAAUGCUCUGAAAUCGUUUCUGAAAGCUUUUCCUUUGUUUUGUUCAAAUGCAAAUUGUAGCUUUGAGUUCCUGUCAAUUUGAGAGCUUUUCUCAUGAAACCCAUUGAAAGCCUCCAUAACAAGGAGUUGACUAGUUUUGGGGUUUUAUUUAAUUAAAUGAACCCUAAUAAGAUGUUAAAAAUGUGUUAACAACUCUGCCUUUAAUACCACAGAGUGAGAUAUGCAUUAAGUGACUGUGAGUCAGCAUCUGACCCAGUUAAUUCAACUUCGGGUUGAAAACUAUGACAAUGUAAAUUCAGUCACACAAGCUGCCAGUUUGUGUUAGGGAAUGUUAUAACCGCGUUAUUAGCAUUUGUGCGAGCUGAACGUCAUGGCCAUUGUGAGUAUAUUUACUGGAAGCUUUGUGGGCGGUCCUUUGUCGAGAUGUUGAAAUUGUUCCUUCGUGUGUGAAGUCGUUUCAUUUGAAUUCACACGACAAACACUUUAGGAGAACAAGGUGUCGCACUUGUCAGCCAUUUUCACUCGCGCUCAAUAGAACACGUUCUUCAAGCGUCGACCAGCGCUCAGUUCUUUGUCGACAGUUAAGUUUAUAAACUCUAUCGACAAUUUCAAGGUUUACUGGAUGUCUAGAGGAGGACUAAGUCCUUGGAUAUGUGCGCUGAGCAGGUUAGACGAUAAGUUCUUGGUGACGGAACGUAAUGUUAUAGGGUUGCCAUCGCAUCUUUCCUUUUAAAACAAAGUUAUUAGGUUUUUCUGGGUAGCCAGUUAGGUUAUAUACGCUGUUUAUGUCAGCCUUACCUUUCAGGGAGUCCCUUAAGCACAAAUUAUUGUCGUGUAAGCAUAAUUCGUUUUCAUGUGGAAACGAGGUUAGCCCUACUCUUCGUUGCGUGUUUCAGCCAGUGUUUUUCACAGGUCGAAGGAAGGUGGUGUUCACUAGAGACCGAUGUGUAGUAAAUCCAUUAAACUUCACUUGAAUUCACUAGCGUAGAACAAUUCAUCGCUUAGAUAAUUGCAUUCGACAAUCGCCUGUUUGCAAACUAAACACAGUAGAAAUCGACACUACACGAUUUCACAGUACAUUGCUUUCACAAGAGUCAGAAACGUCUCCGAUAUUGAGAAUGCCAUCCAAGAUAAGCAGUUGAUCUUAAAGGCACUUAAAUCAAUGAAGUUUACCUGGAGCUUUUUCUAAGAUAGGCAAGGUGUUUUCAAAAAUACUUAAUUACAAAAUCGUCUAAGUUUAUUAAUGACGAAUCAUGUGGUAACAAGAAUUGUAAGGGACUCAUUUUCUAAACGCGAAAUUUACAUGGGCAAUAGUUCCAAUCAAUUGCCGCUUAUGAAAAUCUUGAUUUUAUCUGAAUUUUUUUCACGGUUGAACCAACUAGUACAAUUUAGACAAAAAUGUUGUCUGGAUUGCAAUUAAUGAGGUUGAGUUUCUUACGGCUCCGUGUAGUGAAGUGUCAUCAGAAAUAAUUUUGGUACUUAAAAGAUGUAUAACUGAUAUUAUGGUUUUAUUAACUGCAAGAAAAGAAAAAUUGAAUGUUGGAAAGUUUUGGUAAACAAUAUGACCUUUUGCCUGAGGCUAAACUGCCUACAUGUAAACGAAGAAAGAAAUUCUGUCUCUGUCCUUCAUCAGGCGAGGUACAAUUGUUAUAACGUAUGUAAAAGCAUAGACGAUGCUUUGGACUGUUAUUACAAACUGGCUUUGUUGGCUGCUGUAAGAAUUUGCUAGAACAACUUUUGAAAGAAUGGCAUUCUUGUGACUGAAGAUAACACUGCCUCAAUAGGUGUUCUGAUUAAUAUUUUUUUUAAUAAACAAAUUCAUUAACACAAAGAAAGAAUAUUCUUUAAAAUAUAUAUAAAGCUAAUUUUCUUGCCCUUGGAAAUUUGCAAACGAUCACUAGCGAAAAACAUUACUCGUUCUUGACUUCCGUAUGGAAUAAGAUUUUCCCUAAUCGAAUGUUCUCAGAGGAAUGAACGUUAUCUUUGAAUGGGAAUAUGAUGAAUUUGGAAAUGAUAAAUCAUUUUAACGUUAUCUUAGUAAUAUCAAGAGAAUAUAUAGUUUAUAUUCUCUAGGUAAUAUCUUGUAAUAAAAGUCUCUUUUUCUCCUGUUUUCCUCAGAAAAUAGUUGUCUCGAAAAAGGCUCUCAUGCUAUUUUCACUCACAGAAAAGAUCCUCAGUCGAUGGCAUUUACGUUACUAGGAGGGUUCAUUUUCUCGAGCAAGUUUGUAGGAGUAGUUGGGCAUCAGUUUGAUAAAUCUUUCCUGACCAAAGUCUAAGCCAAGAAACUUUUUAAUGAUAUGUCGUGUUUAACACAGGUUUUUAAAUUUAACACGCGGUUUAAUACUUUCCGCCAAGUUUCAAAACAGUUGCAAUAAAAUUUGAAAAUGACGAACGAUAGAAAAAUGGAAAUGAAUGUUAGUGCUUCGUAUGUUUUUUCGAAAGCUUCCGUGUCAAUAUUUUGUCUUGGAUUUUUGUUUUCUAAGCCAACAGAUUUUAUGACACAGACUCGUGUAUGUUUACCUUGUUUAUGGUUUUCGUUUUGGUUCAUUUAAGUUCUUUCAAAACAAGAGCAGGUUUGUAGCAGAAAGCCCAGUUUCCGCCGAUAUGUUUGGACGCGAGCGAAUGGGACGAAUAAAGGUCGGCACACAUGGGAGGUUGUUAACUUUACGUGGAAUUGUGUCUUCUCUCAACUCCUUCACAGUGACUUAUAUGAAUGAUCUAUUUACCAUUUCUUUUACAUUGUCAACAAAUUACCAGUGGAUAGGAGACGAGAAUGAAUUGAUAGCUUAAUGGGGAUGAUGCCUAAGCCUAGAAAUACUAAGAACUAACAUUUUAAGAAAUGUACAUUAGAUAAUAACGAGAUUAUUUGGAGAUCUUAGUGGAAGGAUUAAACGUGUUCUCUCUUUCCGAAAGCGCUCCAAGCAGAGACGAUUUCGAGGAGAGCCUUUCCCAGAAGAAGACCAAAAAGGAAAAAGGUUUUUUCUCCUUGUUCAGGAGCGCAAGUGACCCAGACUUGAAAAACGCUUUAUUCUGUACAAAACCUAAAGAGAAAUUUCCACCCUCCGGAGGGGAGGUGAUGGGGAAUGGGAUACAUAAAGUGAAAAAAGAGUCAAAAGAAAAAGAAGAGCAAGAAGAGACCAGAGAAAAGAAAGAUAAAAGAAAAAAGGAUAAGAAAGAUAAAAAAGGUCACGAGGAAGAAAGGGAAAAAUGGGAAAAGAAAGAAAAACGGAAAGACAAAGGAAAAGAAAAGAAAUGUCCACCUCGUGACGAAAAAGAUGGAAGUGAAUCGGACUGCACUAUUUGUCAGGAAAAACGGAGAAAAUCCCGAGAAAAGAGACGCAGCGAGGAAGUGAAACACAAAGAACGCAGAUCUAAAUCGGAACCAAGACGGGAAAGAGAUCGGAGGGACGUAGACUCAGAUGAAAAGGACUUUAAGACACAUGUAGACAAAGACGAUGGAGACAGAGAACAUAGGAAAAAGAAACAUCACAAAGAAAAAGAGAAGGAGAAAGAUAGAGCCAGACGGGACAAGAGUCACAAAAGAAAAACCGAAGAACACGGGAGGAGUAACGAGCGAAAAGAGGUUGUGCACCGUAUGGGGGUAAGUAGUGAUUUGGUGAAAAGAUGUGGGAAGGGUAUGAUGGGAACAAAAUUGACCUUUCCCUUCCACGCCUCCAGUCACUAGGCUCUAGGCUCGGUCCUCAUGAACUUCAUCAGUUUUCUCUGUUUUCCUAAUUUUACUGGUGCAACUACCAGAUCAUAGAAAGUGAUAGAAAAUCAAAGAACUAUUGAAUUCGAAUGCAAACUGCAGUGGAACCUGUGUUUCGGCUCCCUUUCUAAUCAGUGACAGUCUUGGAAACGUUCAUUUAAUGAAAGUCUACUCAGGUGAUUGUCUAAAUCAGUUGAUCAUGAUAAAGUAGGGUGUGUUGUGGGUGGAACUCUUUUCUAAUUUAAUACUACUAAGAAAAAUGUCAAAAAGAAGUGCAUAGUCUGUCCUAGUACUUGAAGCCUGUUCAGCACUCUCAAAAUAUUAUUGCCACACGAUAGGUGAACGACGUUAGGAAUUAGAUCCACGUGUAGACCACCAUUAAAAAUCACAAACGGGUUUCGCUGUGAAUAUUAUUUGUUCGAUCUAGAAAUGUAACGACGAGCUACUUCCUUUGGUGUUGCCUGUGCCACACUCUUGGUUAGUGGAAACAAGCGAAAAUACCGGGGUUCAGGCAAAGAAACACCACUGUUUGUUUUUCGCACGCUCUUUCUCUCGCCCCCACUGACUGAGGGCUUGGUAUAUGCUAACUUUCUGUGAUGCAAACUUGAUAAACUUGAUACCUUCUGCUCGUUAGGCUGACUUUGAAACUACACCUUGUAACCAAAGUCACUGCAGCACGUGUCAGACGCAGCUGAGCCGUCUUGAGGCGUGGCAAGAGCGGUGUACUGCAGAAAUCGACUCCGCUCGGCGAAGACUCGAACACAGAUUGCAACGGCUUGAAAACAGACUCACGGAACAGUUAAAAGAAGAGAAAAAAUUACAAGAGAAAGGGAGUAGGAGUAAAAAACAUGAACGCACCACGGACAGUCGCUUAGUUAGUAAAAGCCUGAAAGAUAGCAGCAAUAACAUACGGGAAGAAAUGCGCGGUGUAAUUAAAGGAGGUUUGAGUAAACUGGAAUUAAGACUUGGGCAGAUUUCUGCGGGGUACAAUAUGCCUUUUAUCGAUCAAAACGAACGAUGUAAUCCUGAAUUAGGAAAGAACUGUGCUACUGAUCGAGGGAUCCGUCGUUUGCGAAGUAUGAGUUCCCCUCACCUUGGGAGGAGUCCGUGUGAAGACUGCAUGCACCACUUGGAAAACAGUGGAGGGAUGUCCCGUAAGUACAUUUAACAGGUAGCACAAGUGUAGUAUACGGAGUAUUAAAUUCACGUUAAUUCAUACCUUACCAAAAUGACAUUUUAUCUACUGUAAAGCAUGCUAGGAUGUUUGAUGGGUUUUGACAUUUUACAGGAUUUGCGGGUAAACUUCGAUCCGCUGGUUAAAAAAAAAAAAAAAAAGAACUCCGCCAAAAUUCACUAAAUGUAGUGCCUGAUAGACGACAUUCCGCAAAGUACGCGAAACAUUCAUGCUGUACGGUGUUGCCGUUGUCCGAUUACAACUCUUUUUUUAUUUAUGAAGUCCUUUUUGUUUGUUUUGUUUUUGUAGCACCUUUUUCGCAGUUGGCUUCAAGUGGAACUUGCUCAAGUUCUCGUACACAGAUCAGUGACACCGGGUCCGUGGAAACAGUCAUCGAAGCUAGACCUGUUGGCAACAGAGCCGGCCUUCACUCUUCGGGGACAAUCAUAGAAGCAAAACCUGUUGCAGAAGUGUUAGACACAGUGAUUGAGGCGCAACCAGUGAUUGAAGACGAAAAUUCUCAUAAAGUGCACGAGACUUUAGCUGCUACACAGGUGCGCGGAUUUUUUAAAGCUCUUUUCAUCAUCGCCUACUUACGAUGAAAAAUAGGAAGGAACGAAUGCAGGUUUCAACACAAUAUUUGAUAGGAAUUUACCCAUCAAUACCCAAAUUACUUAGUUCUACUUGCCAAGAAAUCACUCCCUCUUACUUUAAACAUUCAUCAGGUUCUGGAGUGUGGUAAGACCGGGUGUAUGCGUUAGUUACUGUGGAGAAUAAGUUUUGAACCGCGACAUCUUUUUAAGGGUGCAUGUCUUUACCAUUCGAGUACAGUGCUGCAUGUAAUUUUGCAUCUUUAAAAUUUCAGAUAUCACAUCAAAUUUGGGUCGUUGUUUCCUCGAAUACGAAGAGAUUUUAUUAAAUUCGCAGCUUUCUGAGUGGUCUGGAACACUCACGCUAUGUCUUCCGCGAAACUGAUACAAAUUCACCCCUCUCGCUAGUUUUUUUUACCUGCGCUUUCCCGCGUAUUAGGUCGGUUACGCGUAUUUAUUACUCUGGUUCCUUAUUGGCUCCUUGUGAUGUUGACCUUUUUUCUGAUUGGUCGAUGCUGAUUCCAUAGGUGCACCACCAGCGUCAAAUGCAAGAGGUGGAAAACUGGUGGCGAGCCAAAGCAGAGGAGGAACAGGGAGUUCUGUACGCCAGGAUCUGUGAACUCGAACAAAUGCUGAUGAUGUCUCGUGGGGGUGACUGCUUUGUAUGACCGAUGUAGUAAUGCUGUGACCCCUUUUAGCGAUAGCAAUCUUAACCCUUUACACCCUACAAUCAGUAUGCAUAUUCUCCAUACUGCUCUUCAAACAUUUCCCAAGGUACAGACAAGGAGAAUUUGUUUACUAAUCAAAAGCUUCUUUCGUUGGUGAUCAUUUCCUUUAUUCUCAUGACCUUAACGUGUUAUUCAGAGGUGAUAUUGUAGGGAGAAAGUUGAUGCUAGUCAUUCGUAGAGUUUUAAGGGUUAAGAAUGGACUUAACGUUCAGUUUGCGUCGAGGGUUACCACGUAACGUGACAUCAUUUAAAUUAUUGGAUUAUUAAAUUGUAUUAUCCCUAGGUUCGAACUGAAUUAUUCGAACAGUUUUGAAAUUCAUGAGAGAACUUCUACAAAGCUUUAUUUCCAAGUGUGUUGGCGGGGAUAGCUUAAAAUUAUGUGACUUGAAAAACAAAUGGUACGUUGACUAGUUUUUUAAAAGACUUUCAGGAUAAUGGAAUUUGUGACCAAAACAAAAAAAUAACAAAAGGCCUGGAACAAAACUGAGAUGUACAGUAUUAUUAUUUUGUUGGUUGUUUAUUGUCUUGUAAAAAAAAUAUUUUCCAUGGUCCAUUUUUUAGGACCUCGUGAACAAAGAACGUGAUAUCUUCAAAGGUAUAUUUAAUUUACUAC